CAACAAUGUAUUUCCAUCGAUCGACUGAAACCGGCGUUCAUCUGCAAUCCUGAGGUCAACGCACACCCCCAAGAUGAUCCAGCAACGAAAGUUACACCUUCUGGACACAGAGUGCGAUUCUUGGUGUAACUGGGGGGAGGCUGUGGGAUCCCGGGUGAACCACCCUGUGCAGAGAGAGAGAGAACGAGAGACGACAUCUGGUGACGUCUAUCGUUCUGCCGUUUUCCGCCAUUCGUGACGACGCGCUCGAAAGAGUCACAAGUUUGAUUAACUCGAAGAUCAAAUAAAUCUCGUUAGAUUAUUAAUCCUCCGGCUUUUAUUAUUCGCCUCGCUCGUUCCACCACAAGGUCAUCGUUUCCCUGAGUGGAAGAGAGGACCUGGCCAAUGCCACAAACAUAGGAUGUGCUGAUGGAAGUGUUCGGAAAGAAUCUGAGGCCAACAGUUUGUUCUUGCGCAUGCGAUCUUCUUCCGAAUCCCAGAAUGGACAAUUCAUCUGUACGUUGUCCCUUGUUCAGCCAAACUGUAGGUGUAGAGGAAAGAACGAAAAUAUGGGAAGGAUUGUCCGAGGGAAGAUGCGAAUCCACAUGAAUUUUCAAUGAUGGCAGGAUUGGUAAUGUCAGGAACCACUAGUAUCUUUUGUGGAGCUACUAUAAUUUCAGAAUAUUACGCUUUGACAGCAGCUCAUUGCCUAACCGACUUGGAAGGAACACUGACGCUUCUAGUUGGCGUACACGAAGAAGAUCCAUACAAAAAGUACAAUCCAUACGCCGUAUAUUACUCAGUGAAAACAAUCAUUGUUCAUCCAGAGUACAAUGAGCGACUGAUAACUAACGAUAUCGGUUUGGUGCGAACUGAGUCCGAAAUCGAGUUUAAUCACAGAGUCGGUUCUGUUUGUCUACCGUGGAAGUUCCGAGAAAGCACCUUCACUGGCGAGUCUUUCGAAGCGAGCGGGUGGGGUGCUCUGCGUUUUAGAGGACCUUCUCCUCAAGUGCUUAAUAAGGUGGUUCUCAACGUAGUCGACAACGCAAGCUGUUCAACCCGAUGGAACAGAAGGAUAACUUCUAAACAAAUGUGUACCUACACGCCGCAUAAAGACACGUGUCAAGGCGAUUCCGGAGGGCCACUGUUUUUUACGGAUCCUGAAAAUGAACAGUUUUACGUGGUUGGAGUUGUAAGUUACGGAUACGGGUGUGCUACGCACAAGCCAGCCGUUUACACUAGGGUCUCCGCUUACCUAGACUGGAUUAAAACACAGACUAGCGAUACGUCCUACUGUGUUAUGUGAAAUUUGGAGUUGAACAAAGAAAAACGCAUGCUACUGAUUUCGCUCAUACCUGUGAGUGGGAUUUUUAAUUCUCUUGAAUAUAGAAAAAGCUAUAAAUAAAUUCUUUGUUUUCUUUCACUUUCCUCCCCCCGGUCGGUAGACGCUACCCGUCCAUCCGAUUCUACACGAUCGUCGUCGACCGUCACGAUCGUUACAAUACCGUUACUGUUACGUUGAAUGUUAAGAAGCUUGAUU
Molecule: messenger RNA, 1519 nt
Organism: Culex quinquefasciatus (southern house mosquito)
Lineage: Eukaryota; Metazoa; Arthropoda; Insecta; Diptera; Culicidae
Product: venom serine protease 34
Exons: 3
Coding region: 596-1285 (229 amino acids)
Biological process (GO): proteolysis
Molecular function (GO): serine-type endopeptidase activity
Source: RefSeq, a predicted model, not a curated record